UCAGAAGUUCAUUCCUUUAUAAUCUACAGAGAUGCUAGGAGAAACACGCACAUUUAAGCCGAGUGAGGUGCUGGGUGUGGGGUGGUCUCUAGCGCUGAGCAAACACUCUGAGGUGCUUUCCCAGAGCCUGGCCCUCUGCAGACACCGACAGCAGCACUGCAGCCUGGAAGGAGCACUGUUUCUGCUACCAUGGAAACCAUUCAAGGAAUAGAACAGACCAUUACAGGGGUGGUCCCUGGAGGGACUCAGCCCUCGAAGAAAUCUGUUAUAAGGUCUCAACUGUGGAAGGAGAGCACAGAGAAGUUCAUAAAGGGGGAACCCAAAGUCCUCGGGGCUGUACAAGUUAUGAUUGCUCUCAUAAACCUGAGCAUAGGAAUAAUAUUGAUCUGCGCAUCAUUACAUGUUCGACCACCUAUUUCAGUGAUGUUAGGGGCCCCAGCUUGGGGGUCACUGAUGUUCAUAAUCUCAGGAUCCUUGUCAAUCGCUGCAACAGUAAAACCUACAAAGAGACUGGUCACCGUCAGUCUAGUUUUCAACACCAUCAGCGCUGUGCUGGCUAUAACUGCAAGCACAAUGGGUAUCGUCAGUGUGCUUGAGUGUUUGUAUUCUUGCCAUCUUAAUUUAAUAGCAGGUUUGGAUUCCUUGAUGCUCAUUUUAAAUUUGCUAGAAUUCUGCAUUGCUGUGUCUGUCUCGGCCUUUGGAUGUAAAGUAACCUGUUGUGACACCAGUGAGCCCCCAUUCUCCUGCCUAAACUGUGCUCAUGGAGGUGACAGGGCCACUGUUUAUCAGAAACUUUCAGUGGAGGACUGCUUGAAGAUGCUCCUGAAAAGCGAGGAGGAAGAAGGUCAGGUUGUUGUAGUUCAACCAUCAAAUCCUGCUAUGACAGCAAUGGCACACCCUGUGCUACUUCAACCAUUGGCACCACCAGAAUACCAAGGAAUAAAUGUUCCACAAGGAAUAAAUGUUCCAGAGAAUAUUUCAUGGACCCCACUGGAGAAUGAGUCUAAGUCUGAUGCAUGUGGGGUAGUGGUAGGUGGGGGGUUGUGAUUUCAAAAUCAUAUUCUCAUUGUUUGUUUUCCUGGUAAAUUAACUCCUCAUUGCACUGAUUUUUGGUAGGUGUAUCAGUCAUGCUAUACAUGCAUAAAUCAAGCAUUUACUGUGUCAAUAACAUGUUAACAUCUUCCACUCAUUGUGUGAACAAGGGGUAUUGAAUUGGCAAAGAAAUCUUGAAUGCAAACUGAAAACAAAACAAAACAAAAACAACCAUGUAUUAGUGAAAUAAAGUCCCCAAAGAGUGA
Molecule: messenger RNA, 1298 nt
Organism: Meriones unguiculatus (Mongolian gerbil)
Lineage: Eukaryota; Metazoa; Chordata; Mammalia; Rodentia; Muridae
Product: membrane-spanning 4-domains subfamily A member 4D-like
Exons: 8
Coding region: 190-1047 (285 amino acids)
Cellular component (GO): membrane; Golgi apparatus
Source: RefSeq, a predicted model, not a curated record